Bipolaris sorokiniana ND90Pr is the source of this 776-nucleotide messenger RNA. RefSeq lists its product as uncharacterized. Gene Ontology annotation, biological process: protein peptidyl-prolyl isomerization. Gene Ontology annotation, molecular function: peptidyl-prolyl cis-trans isomerase activity. Bases 99 to 503 code for a protein of 134 amino acids. Lineage: Eukaryota; Fungi; Ascomycota; Dothideomycetes; Pleosporales; Pleosporaceae. The transcript is spliced from 3 exons. The record is from RefSeq and is a predicted model, not a curated record.
CCGCCAUCCGUCGCGCCGCCAUUGCAACGUCGCCUUUCUUCAUACACUCUUUGCUUGCUCGAAAAAAAGAAACCUGCACAUCCCUUCAACCCGUCAAAAUGAAGGUCACAGUACUCCUUGCAUUGGCCACGGCCGCCGUUGCUGACAUCAUCAACAACGAGUACCUUAAGACCGAAGUCGUUACUGAGGCCAAGUGCUCUCGCGCGACCAAGGCUGGCGACAAGAUCCACGUCCAUUACCGCGGUACUCUUACAGACGGCACCGAGUUCGAUGCUUCAUACGGUCGUGGCACGCCCUUGAGCUUCACUGUCGGCUCAGGCCAGGUUAUCAAGGGCUGGGACCAGGGUCUACUGGAUAUGUGCCCUGGUGAGAAGAGGAAACUCACCAUCCAACCCAAGUGGGCAUAUGGCGAGCGGGGUGCUGGUCCUAUUCCCGCCAACAGUGUUCUGAUCUUCGAAUCCGAGCUCGUCUCCAUUGACGGCGUUGCAAAGGAGGAGCUCUAAACAUUAUAUAUGAUCUAUGAAUGUACACUCAAGUUUCCAGUUGGAUAACUGGGUUGUGGGCAAACAACAAUGAAACACGAUACCAUGAAAUCAAUGGUCAAGAGGACCUUACAUUCAAACCCUUUCAAACAAAAACAAAAAAUACGUGUAUCUCUGCUAUACUAAAACUGGAUUUCACAGAUCGUUGGCUAACAGGUCUUAUCGUGAAUACACUAACAUGAUGUCUGCACCCAAUACGACACAUGAUUACCUCUUCUCGGUCUUUCGUUCCAC